GGCAUCCUCGAGCAGAGUACAUAACGACGCGCCAAGAACGUAUUUCGAGCCCGCCAAGACAAACGACGCCGACGACCUCGACGACAACAGCGAAACCAAAAGUUUGAGGCAGCGGACAAUACUACUGCUCCACUCGAUUAUCAACCCCAACCCCCACCCACACCACAAUGUCCGCCCCCGCCAUCGCUGCUGCGUUCCACGCGGCCGUCACGCAGCUCGACGACGCCGCGCCCGCCGACCCGUGCGCUGCGUCCUUUAGCGAGAGCCACUGGGGGCUGCGUAUCGCGUCCGUGUUCAUCAUUCUUGUCACAUCGCUCUUCGGCACGCUCCUCCCGAUCUUCCUGCGCAACUCGUCGUUCGUCCCGCGCUGGGCGUUCGAGUUUGCCAAGUUCUUCGGCUCGGGCGUGAUCAUCGCGACGGCGUUCAUCCACCUGCUCGCGCCCGCAUUCCAGGAGCUCGGCUCGCCAUGCCUCACGGGCGCAUGGCAGGAGUACACGUUCGCGCCGGCGAUCGCCAUGAUCUCGGUGCUGUUCAUGUUCUUCGCCGAGGUCGCGGCCUACCGGCUGGGCACAAAGCGCCUGCUGCGCCUCGGCGUCGCGUACUCGACCCACGCGGAGGACGCGACCGACGCGCACGCCCACUCGCACCGCCACGACCCGCCGCUUGACGUCGACACGUCGGGUCCCGAGUCGCAGGCGCACGUCCACCCCUCCAUCUCGCACACGCACGCCGACGAGCACGGCGAGAGCGCACACUCGCACGCUGUUGCGCUCGCCGAGAAGGGCCGCAAGGACACGGAGAGCGCGUCGUCGCAUUCUGAUCUCGAGCACGCGCCGUCGAGCGCCGAGGCCACCGCGCAGCUCAUCGCCGUCGCGGUGCUCGAGUUUGGCGUCAUGCUGCACUCGAUCAUCAUCGGCCUGACGCUUGCCGUGUCGGACGAGUUUGUCGUCCUCUUCAUCGUCAUCAUCUUCCACCAGAUGUUCGAGGGUCUCGGUCUCGGCUCGCGUCUCUCGGCGCUUAGCCUGCCCAAGAAGUUCAACUCGUCGCGCUACGUCGCGGCCAUCAUCUACGCCAUCUGCACCCCCGUCGGUAUUGCCGUCGGCCUCGGUAUCCGCCAGACGUACAACGGCAACGGCGUCGCCGCCAACAUUGUUUCCGGCAUCCUCGACGCCAUUUCCGCCGGCAUCCUGCUCUACACCGGCCUCGUCGAGCUCCUCGCCCACGAGAUCCUCCUCAACCCCAGAAUGAUGAAGAGCUCGGACGGCAAGCUCACCUACGUCUUCCUGUGUAUCUGCGCCGGUGCCGGCCUCAUGGCCCUCCUCGGCCGCUGGGCAUAGAUAGACAACAGAGAAAGAGCAUGUGGCGGCGAGUGGAGUAGAGCGAGUGGCGGCGCAGCAGUCAGCAGCUUAUAGAGUUCAUUCAGGUCAUAAUGUAUCAUUGGUCACUUUUC
Messenger RNA from Vanrija pseudolonga, 1450 nucleotides. RefSeq names its product Zinc-regulated transporter 2 (gene ZRT2). The coding region runs from base 168 to 1337 and encodes 389 amino acids. The transcript has 2 exons. Gene Ontology annotation, molecular function: zinc ion transmembrane transporter activity. Gene Ontology annotation, biological process: zinc ion transmembrane transport. The record is from RefSeq and is a predicted model, not a curated record. NCBI's taxonomy places the organism in Eukaryota, Fungi, Basidiomycota, Tremellomycetes, Trichosporonales, Trichosporonaceae. Gene Ontology annotation, cellular component: plasma membrane.